AUGGCAAACCAUGCGAGGAAACGCCGCCGCGAGCCGUUCAACGUCGACGUCAAGCAGGUCGAGAUCUACGAGGACCUCGCCAGCGAGCAGGACGAGAUCCGUCUGAAGGCCGCCCAGGCCCUCAUCUCCCAGUUCACCCCCGACCAGAACCCCUCCGAUGAGCAGAUCAGGAAGGUCUUGCAGCGGCUUUUCCGCGGGUUGUGCAGCAGCCGUAAAGCCGCCCGCGUCGGCUUCUCCAUCGCCCUGACUGAGCUGCUAGCUCAGAUUUUCACGACGACGACGCCGACGACGAGGCAGGACUCACCAUCGGAGGAGCUGAGCAUAACAAAGACACUUGAUAUCUGGGAGUCGCAGUCGAGUGCGUCCGGUAGUGAGAGCGGGCAGGAACAGCGCGACCACCACUUUGGUCGUCUGUUUGGCGCCGAGGCCCUCAUCAAGUCUUCCGUGCUCUUCCAGCAGGGCGCCCCCUUCGACCAGUGGGUCCGGGUGUUGACGCUCGUCUACGAGCUGGCCAAGAAGAAGCCAUGGAUCAGGGAAGAAUGCGGCUGGAUCUUGUACCGCGCUGUCCACGACCUGGCCGCCCACAAGGCGGACGUCAAGUUCGUCAAUGCCAUUCUCGAGCAGCUCGGCACCGCCGACCUGGCUCGCACCCCGGAGGGCGUCUCCAUCUGGCUGGCUGCCAGGGAGAUGUUCCCGCAGGCUGCCCUGCCCGCCAAGGUCUGGAAGUACGACGACCCGCUCGAUGCCCGCGAGAAGACCGCUCUCGCCAAGAUCAUGAAGGAGUCCUCCGCCGCGGAGGAAGAGAAGGGGUCCAAAUCGUCGGGCGUGUGGAACUCGAAGCUGCAUUUUGCUUGGGAUGUCGUUCUGGCGCGGGUCUCUAAUGCCCAAAAGUCCAAGGACAAGUCGGGCGCCUCUCGUCUCACCUUUGUGGACUUUUGGACUGAAGCAGUAGACAACGGUCUUUUCGCUUCGGCUUCAUCCGAAGAACGGAAAUACUGGGGUUUCCUGCUUUUCGUCAAGAUCCUCGCCGACGGCCCCCCGUUGCAGGCCUCCUCGGUGUUCACCAAGAACCUCGUGCGAUGUCUGACAAACCAGCUUGCCGUCGAGGACAGAUAUCUGCACCGGAUGGCCGUCAAGGCCGCCAAAUCCAUCCAGACCCGCGUGUCGAAGGAGCCCGAGUUCGCUGCCGCCGCAGUCAAGGGCCUCAUGGGCUCUAGUGGCGCCGUCAACUUCGACCAGGUUACCAAGACCAAGACAGUGGAGAAGAUCAUGGCCGAGGCGAACCGUGAUGCGCUGCAGCAGAUCCUCCCCUUCUUCGAGUCCCUGGUCGCUAACCCCGGGACAGAGGACAGCAAGGCGGCGGCUUCCACCCGCAUGUUCCUCGCCGGUCUGUUGCUCUCUAUCGUCAGAGCGCGCGCUGCAUCCAAGGACACCAAAGACAAGGCGUCCAAAGAGGAGUCUAAAGAAAAAGAAGAAGAUUAUCAAGACGUUCUGCAGCAGAUAUUGUUCAUCUUCGUGCGAUUCGCCUAUUUCAAACCCCUGUCGGACGACAAGUCCGCACCCCGACCCGCCCUGACUGAAGCAACUCAGGAGCUCUUCCGCAGCCGGAUCAACUCGUGCCUCAACAGCCUGAUCGCCAACGAGAAGUACGCCGCCGUGGUUCCCUACGCGGUCGUGCGCAAGAUUCGCGACGCUGCCAAAUCAGAGGAAUACGGCAAGUUCAUCAUCGACAUGGGCGAAGUUAUUCGUGACUCGGUCAAGACGGCGUUCAAAUCGCUUAAAAAGCUGUCCGGAAUGGAAAACGACGGGGUCACUGGCGUCGAUGCCUUCAAGCUUCUUUAUUCCAUGACCAUCCUCCAGGUUUACAAUGGCGAUUCUGACGCUGUCUCGAUGCUGGAGGAAUUGGAAUUCUGCUACACCAAGAUUCUAAGCGCCGGGGACUCAAAGGAGAAGAAGAAGGACAAGAAAGACAAGAAAAAGAAGAAGGAAAAGGAAAAGGAGAGCGACACCCAGGACGCCGGAGACGCCUCGGACGCCCUGGUGGAAAUCCUACUCAGCUUUGCGUCGAAACAGUCCCAGCUCUUCCGGCGGAUGAGCGAGCAGGUCUUUAGCGCUUUCGCCGACCAAGUCACGGCGAAUGGUCUCGAGUCUUUCAUCUCUAUCCUGGAAGCCAAGGAAAGCCUUGCUGGUCAGCAGGAGAUGUUCGAGGAGCAGGACGAGGAAGGAGACGAAGACAUGAUGGAUGUAGAUGAUGACGACAAUGAACUCGACAGUGACGUUGAAGUUGACAGCGACGUUGAGGUCAUUGAUGAUGAUGAUGAUGAUGAUGAAGACGACGAAGAAGAAGAGGAAGAAGAGGAAGAAGAUGCAGAGGAAAUGGCCGCGUUCGAAGCCAAGCUCGCCGCCGCGCUAGGCACCCACCGCGCCGACCAAGACCUGCAAGCCGAGUCCGAAGCGUCCGAUUCCGACGCGGACAUGAACGACGAGGAAAUGGAACAACUGGACGCCGCGCUGGGCCAAGUGUUCCGCGCCCGGCAGCAAGUGCUCGACAAGCGCGACGAGAAGAAGGACGCACGCGAGACGAUGAUCAACUUCAAGAACCGCGUGCUGGACCUGCUCGAGAUCUACGUCAAGAAAUGCCACUCCAAGCUGCUCGCCCUCGACCUGCUCUUACCCCUUUUACGCCUCGCACGUCUCUCCUCCGCCAAACACGUCGCGGGCAAAGCCAACGCCUUGCUCCGCGAGUACACCAAGCUGUGCAAGGGCGCUGCCAUCCCCUCCCUCACCGCCAGUGAGAGCGGUGCCGAUCACUCCUCCGCGGUGUGGGAGCUGCUUCGUUCUGUCCACAAGGAGGCCCGUCACAGUGGGCCUGCCGCCCACGCCUCGGCCUGUAGUCAGGCUAGCUUGCUGCUCGUCAAGGUGCUCGUCGCCCACGACAAGACCGCUCUCGGCCAGGUGGUUGAUGUGUACGCCGACACGCGGAAAGCACAGCUGCUGAGCAUGAAGUGUCAUGUCCAGCCGUCCUUCUUUACGGAUUGGAAUAACUGGUGUGUUUCGGCUAGUAAGCAGAAGUAG
Messenger RNA from Penicilliopsis zonata CBS 506.65, 3075 nucleotides. RefSeq lists its product as hypothetical. Gene Ontology annotation, biological process: regulation of DNA-templated transcription. The coding region runs from base 1 to 3075 and encodes 1024 amino acids. Gene Ontology annotation, molecular function: transcription factor binding; rDNA binding. The record is from RefSeq and is a predicted model, not a curated record. NCBI's taxonomy places the organism in Eukaryota, Fungi, Ascomycota, Eurotiomycetes, Eurotiales, Aspergillaceae. The transcript is spliced from 4 exons. Gene Ontology annotation, cellular component: nucleolus.